UUUAUAUUAAUAGUGUUGAAGACCAUUCAAACAAGGCAGGAUUCGGAAAACCUAAUUAAUUCACGGCCACCACCGCAAAACUUGGUAAAUUGGAGGGCAAAUCAAACCUCAAUCGGGGAGGCGAAUCAAAGUAAGGAAAGAUGGGAGAAAGAAAGGUCCUGAACAAGUACUAUCCGCCGGAUUUCGAUCCGGCAAAGAUUCCACGGCGCCGCCAGCUAAAGAAUCAGCAGAUGAAAGUGCGGAUGAUGCUUCCGAUGAGCAUUCGAUGUAACACUUGUGGAAAUUAUAUAUACAAGGGAACCAAAUUCAACUCCAGAAAAGAAGACUGCGUCGGCGAGACAUACUUGGGAAUCCAAAUGUUCAGGUUCUACUUCAAGUGUACCAAGUGUUCUGCUGAGUUAACUAUAAAGACCGACCCACAAAAUUCAGAUUAUAUCGUUGAGUCGGGUGCAGCUCGUAAUUUCGAACCUUGGCGUAAAGAAGAUGAGGAACUGGACAAUGUAAAGAAAAAAAGGGACGCGGAAGAAGUAGGUGACGCAAUGAAAUCCUUAGAGAACCGAACGCUGGAUUCAAAAAGAGAGAUGGACAUUCUUGCAGCUCUUGAUGAAGUGAAGUCCAUGAAGUCCAGACAAGCCACUGUCAGUGUAGAUGCCAUGCUUGCUGUUUUGCAGAAAUCGAGAGAUGAAAAUGAGAGGAAGAUAGAAGAAGAAGAUGAAGCUCUCAUAAAGUCAAUAUUUCAUGGAAAAAGAGAGAUUUUUUAUAGGAUUGACGACGAUGCCCUUUUCGAUGAAGAUGAUGACGACGAUGAAGAUUCGCCACUUGUUAACGAAGAAACCAGCAGCCAUGAUUUUAAGAAGAGAAAAUUUGUUAGUGAUAAUCCAACAGAUCAAUUGACUAGCACCAACAACCCUGAUAAUACUGCAAGCAAAGGUCAGUUGAUUUUUUUUCUCGCUAGUUUCUAGUAGGUUUCAUGAACUGCUGAUUUGUUUUUUAAUAAACUUGAUAUUUUU
Molecule: messenger RNA, 1010 nt
Organism: Impatiens glandulifera
Lineage: Eukaryota; Viridiplantae; Streptophyta; Magnoliopsida; Ericales; Balsaminaceae
Product: splicing factor YJU2
Exons: 8
Coding region: 141-962 (273 amino acids)
Biological process (GO): mRNA splicing, via spliceosome
Cellular component (GO): U2-type catalytic step 1 spliceosome
Source: RefSeq, a predicted model, not a curated record